This is a messenger RNA of Penicillium daleae, 1617 nucleotides long. Its product is annotated as D-aminopeptidase. The transcript has a single exon. The coding region runs from base 1 to 1617 and encodes 538 amino acids. The record is from RefSeq and is a predicted model, not a curated record. NCBI's taxonomy places the organism in Eukaryota, Fungi, Ascomycota, Eurotiomycetes, Eurotiales, Aspergillaceae. Gene Ontology annotation, molecular function: aminopeptidase activity.
AUGGCAGGAUUCUCGCGGCACAUCCUGGAGCUUCUUGAGAAGGUACCCUCUCUCUACCGCGGGCCUGGUGGGGCUGUCGCGGUACUGAGAGAUGGCGAGCUCGUCGGCGAACAUGUUUGGGGCUACGCAAAUCUCGAAAAAAGAAUACCCCUGGAGAGUUCCGCACUGAUGCCAAUUUGCUCGAUUACCAAACAAAUGCUGUGUAUGAUUCUGGUGGAUCUUGAACGCAAUCCCACCUCGGAGAUGGCGAAGCGGGGAGACGUGCGCCAGCAGCUAGCCGACGGCCUGAGGGGAAUAGUCCAAGAGGAGCUUCUUGAGGACACUGGGCUAAAUAUCGAAAAUCUCUGCAAUAACCAGUCCGGAAUUCGUGACUAUUGGGCUAUGUCCAUGUUUUGGGGUACUCAGCCAGAGGGAGUAUUCACACUGUCCGAAGAUGUGAAAAAGGCGCUCAGCCGGACGAAGUCGUUGCAUUUCCCACCAGGAACGCAAUAUGCAUACUCGAACCUCAAUUUCAAUAUUCUGGCACGGGUUGUUGAGAAAGUGACGGGUUCAACACUUGGGGACCUCUUGGCCGAGCGACUCUUCUCUCCCGCUCGCAUGGAGACAGCGGCGUUUUGCGAAGAUAAUGCGCAUCUCCCUGGACCAUGUGUCGGAUAUGAAGGCAAUGAAUCAUUUGGAUUUAUACCAGCUGUCAAUCGUGUUCAGUGGUCUGGCGAUGCAGGUGUGGUGGCUUCGCUGAAAGACAUGAUUGCUUAUGAGCAGUACCUGGACAAAUCCUGGUCCGACGAGCAGAGUCUCUAUCGCGCAAUUGCUAAGGUACCUUCAUUCCAAGAUGGAGCAACUGCAAGAUACGGACACGGUCUAGCCCAUGUCAAAGUUGGAGGUGUCAGUACAAUUGGUCACGGAGGAUCCCUUCGAGGGUACUGUCUACAUAGACUCCAGGUACCAUCCGAGCGAUUGGCAAUUGUGGUUAUGCUCAAUCAUGAAAUCGACGCAGAGACCAUUGCUGAGUAUAUUCUGAAAAAUAUUCUCAAUAUGAACCAACUCGCAUCCUCUCCUCUGAACGAGAUUAUAGUCAGUCGAAGCUGGCUUGGGACAUUUUUCGAUCCUGAUGCCCAACUAGCCCUUACUGUCCGCGAUGCCGGCCCUAACCGUGUGAGCAUACGCUACUCAGACCACGAUGAAACAGUUGUUCUCGUCGACGCGAAUAAAGGAAGUUCGGAGACAAUGUCGGCAAUCUUCAGCGACGAUUCCAUUCAGCUUCAUCGCCAAGAUGACAAUCGAGUUGUUAACGCGAGACGCAUUCCAUCACCCACAGAGCCAAUCAAAAAUGAUUAUGCGGGUCAAUACCGGUGUGAAGAGAUUGACUCGCUUUUCACGUGUACUGGGACAGGAGGCAUGUUGUAUGGAUCAUUCGAGGGCUUUCUGGGCCAUGGUCCAAUGCACUUGAUGCGAUAUCUCGGGGAGGAUAUCUGGUUUCUUACAUGUCCGCGAGGCCUAGAUGCUCCGGCGCCUGGAGAUUGGACCGUUGUCUUUCAGCGAGACGAGAAUGAUGCAAUUGUUAGCAUUGUGAUAGGUUGUUGGCUGGCGAGAAAUGUCCGAUUUAGUAGGCUAUGA